UGGGGACCAACCAGGCUGUGCGGGAUGCGAGCAAGGCCCUGAGCUGGGAACCUGGCUGAUCGAGGGGUUAUGCCCAGGCCUGCCCGGCUGGAGCGAGGAGCCGGCAGGGGUCAGGAGGCUCCAUCCUGGGGAUCGAGAGUGCCCCUCGGCCCCUGCUCUGGAUGGGCUGUGAGGCAUGGCGCAAACGUCCGUGCUUCUCUUGACUCAGUUUCCCUGCCUGUGAUCUGCGGGAAGAGGGUCUAACACAAGCAGGUUGUGAGGGUCAAACUAAACGGGAAGAGAGUGCGAGAACCCCGGAGUCAUCCCAGAGGUGGGGUGGCAGCUGCCCUGGUGACUGGCCUACACUUCGCCUGGACCCAUAUCGUCCCCCCGGCCGUGGAGUGAGGAGGAGGUCCGCAUGAGCCCCGCGGGAAGGACCCCACCAGCCUGCACUGGGACGCGCCAGGUCACGGGCGGGCCCUGACCCGAAGGACCACGGAGCUGGAGGCGGAGGGUGGAGCCGUCGGGACGCCCAGGCCGAUGGGGGAGGCGGCCACGGCCUCGGCGGGACGCGGGCGGAUGACCCAGGGCGUCCGGCAGUGAGGGAGCACGCCCGCUGCGCCACCAUGCCGUCUGGGACAGGACGCCCCUGAGAACGCAGGCAGCCUCCCCCCGCCCCCCCCAGGGGCCGGCACCCAGCCUCCCACCCGGACCCCCCCCGGGCAGGCAGAGCGGGGGCUCCCGCGGCGGCGGUCCCCAUGGCCGGGUGCCGGUGGGGCGCGCUGUGGGCGUGCGUGGCGGCCGCCACCCUGCUGCACGCGGGCGGGCUGGCCCACGGCGACUGCUGGCUGAUCGAGGGCGACAAGGGCUUCGUGUGGCUGGCCAUCUGCAGCCAGAACCAGCCGCCGUACGAGGCCAUCCCGCAGCAGAUCAACAACACCAUCGUGGACCUGCGGCUGAACGAGAACCGCAUCCGCAGCGUGCAGUACGCCUCGCUGAGCCGCUUCGGCAACCUCACGUACCUCAACCUCACCAAGAACGAGAUCGCCUACAUCGAGGACGGCGCCUUCUCGGGCCAGUUCAACCUGCAGGUGCUGCAGCUGGGCUACAACCGCCUGCGCAACCUGACGGAGGGCGUGCUGCGCGGCCUGGGCAAGCUGGAGUACCUGUACCUGCAGGCCAACCUCAUCGAGGUGGUCACGCCCAGCGCCUUCUGGGAGUGCCCCAACAUCGUCAACAUCGACCUGUCCAUGAACCGCAUCCAGCGGCUCCACGGCGCCACCUUCGCGGGCCUGGCCAAGCUGUCCGUGUGCGAGCUGUACAGCAACCCCUUCUACUGCUCGUGCGAGCUCCUGGGCUUCCUGCGCUGGCUGGCGGCCUUCACCAACGCCACGCACGCCUACGACCGCAUGCAGUGCGAGUCGCCACCGCUCUACUCCGGCUACUUCCUCCUGGGCCAGGGCCGCCACGGCCACCGCAGCAUCCUGGGCAAGCUGCAGUCCGUGUGCACCGACGGCUCCUACGUGGCCGAGCCCCACCCGCCGCCGGGCCGGCCGCCGCCCGGCCGCUCCCCGCCCCCGCCGCCGCCCCCGCCGCCGCCCCCGGAGCCCAGCGAGGCCCCGUGCGCCGACGACGAGUGCUUCUCCGGCGACGGCACCACGCCGCUGGUGGCCCUGCCCACGCUGGCCCCCCAGGCCGAGGGCCGGCCCCUCAUGAAGGUCAAGCAGCUGACGCAGAACUCGGCCACCAUCACGGUGCAGCUGCCCAGCCCGUUCACCCGCAUGUACACGCUGGAGCACUUCAACAACAGCCGCUCGUCCACCGUGUCCAGGCUGACCAAGCCCCGGGAGGAGAUCCGCCUCACCAACCUGUACACGCUCACCAACUACACCUACUGCGUGGUGUCCACCAGCUCCGGGCUGCACCACAACCACACCUGCCUCACCAUCUGCCUGCCCAGGCCGCCCAGCCCGCCGGGCCCCGUGCCCAGCCCGUCCACGGCCACGCACUACAUCAUGACCAUCCUGGGCUGCCUGUUCGGCAUGGUGCUGGUGCUCGGCGCCGUCUACUACUGCCUGCGCAGGCGGAGGCGGCAGGAAGAGAAGCACAAGAAGGCGGCCGCGGCCGGCGGCCUCAAGAAGACCAUCAUCGAGCUCAAGUACGGGCCCGAGAUGGAGGCGCCCGGCCUGGCCCCGCUGUCCCAGGGCCCGCUGCUGGGCCCCGAGGCCGUGACCCGCAUCCCGUACCUGCCGGCGGCCGCCAGCGAGGUGGAGCAGUACGAGCUGGCCGAGGGCGGCGGCACGCCCAAGGCCGGCAAGGGCAACUACAUGGAGGUGCGCGCGGGCGAGCAGGCCGAGCGCAGGGACGGCGAGCUGGGCCGGCCCGGCCCCGACAGCCAGAGCUCCGUGGCCGAGAUCUCCACCAUCGCCAAGGAGGUGGACAAGGUCAACCAGAUCAUCAACAACUGCAUCGACGCGCUCAAGUCCGAGGCCACCUCCUUCCAGGGCGGCAAGUCCGGGGCCGCGGCCGCCGCCGAGCCGCAGCUGAUGCUGCUGUCCGAGCCCCUGGCCGCCAAGCACGGCUUCCUGUCCCCCGUCUACAAGGACGCCUUCGGCCACGGCCUGCAGCGGCACCACAGCGUGGAGGCGGCCACCGGGCCCCCGCGCGCCGGCCCCGCGUCCGGCGGCCCCGCGCGCAGCCCGCGGGCCUUCCGCGCCGAGGCCCCCGGCGGGCACAAGGCCGCGGCCGCCGAGGCCAAGUACAUCGAGAAGAGCUCCCCCGCGCCCGACACCAUCCUCACUGUGACGCCCGCGGCCGCUGUGCUGCGGGCCGAGGCCGAGAAGGGCCGCCACUACGGCGAGCACCGGCACUCGUACCCCGGCUCCCACCCCGCCGAGCCGCCCGCGCCCCCCGCGCCCCCGCCACACGAGAGCCUGGGCGGCCGCAAGGCGUCCAUCCUGGAGCCGCUGACCCGGCCGCGGCCCCGCGACCUGGCCUACUCGCAGCUGUCCCCGCAGUACCACAACCUGAGCUACUCCUCCAGCCCCGAGUACGCCUGCAGGGCCUCCCAGAGCAUCUGGGAGCGCUUCAGACUCAGCCGCAGGCGCCACAAGGACCACGAGGAGUUCGUGGCGGCCGGCCACGCCCUGCGCAAGAAGGUUCAGUUCGCCAAAGACGAGGAUCUACACGACAUCCUGGACUACUGGAAGGGCGUGUCGGCCCAGCACAAGUCCUGAGCCCGCGGCCGCGCCCGCCCCGCCCCCAGCCCGAAAC
This is a messenger RNA of Felis catus (domestic cat), 3252 nucleotides long. It is a transcript of the gene ELFN1, whose product is annotated as extracellular leucine rich repeat and fibronectin type III domain containing 1. Gene Ontology annotation, cellular component: plasma membrane. NCBI's taxonomy places the organism in Eukaryota, Metazoa, Chordata, Mammalia, Carnivora, Felidae. The transcript is spliced from 3 exons. Bases 738 to 3215 code for a protein of 825 amino acids. The record is from RefSeq and is a predicted model, not a curated record. Gene Ontology annotation, molecular function: protein binding.